CAACAAUCUCCCCCCUCAGUUGACCUCUGAGCGUCUGGCAUUUGCAUCAUGUCGCGCCCCUUUCCCUACGCGUACAUCUCUUGCCCGUGUGCCAAUACCCCCGUGCCAGAUCCCUCCAGGAAACGGAGAUCCAGGGAAUCGCCCCAGAAGAGCAGCCCAGAGAAACCCCGGGUUGAGCCUGAAAUAGAUGACGAUGAGGAUGAGCAGACCUUUGACCCGCGAUCUACAAGGUCCAACUUCUCCCUAUACCCACCGGAGCAGCUUCUCUAUUGCGAGGACUGCCACCAGAUCAAAUGCCCGCGCUGUAUUACAGAGGAGAUCAUAUGCUGGUUCUGCCCCAAUUGUCUGUUCGAGACACCUAGUAGUAUGGUCCGGGGAGAGGGAAAUCGAUGCGGCCGGAAUUGCUACGCUUGCCCCGUCUGUACUGCCGCCCUGACGGUCUCGACGAUAGAUACUACAGGACAACAGGGCCCCUGGGUGUUGGCGUGCUCAUACUGCAUGUGGACCACGCUGGAUAUCGGUAUCAAGUUUGACAAACCCACCAAUGUCCGCAAUCAAAUCACCAAAAUACUCGCCGAUGCGGCGGCCUCGGCAUUAGGCACUCCUCGCACGCGACAGAUGUCCAAGACCUUCAGCGAGCUUAAAUCCCCGUUAUCUACUUACUCUUCAAUUGACGAACAACUCCCGCUACCAGGAGAGAGCGGCGGGGAUGAGUCCUCUGCAACACAAGCAAUUGCUGCCAAUGGGCCCCUCACACCGGACGCACACUUCGCAGCUUUAAAGAAUUUCUACAAAGGUCAACUCGCAGCCGUGAACGCCGCAUCAAGCGAUCCGCUAGGGGACUUCAGCAGUGGGUUCUCCUCUCCCGGCGCCAUCAACCGCCUCAUGUCAAUCUACGCUUCGUCCUCCCGGCUCAGCGGUCUCUACGGCGGCUCCGGCAAGAAACCCAAACCAAAACCCCCCGUGAUGAGAGAGGCUCUCAAUUCAAGUGAGGGCCUUUCCAUCCCCGCGCCUGACUGCGAAGCAUCCAUGAUCCAACGUAUGGUCUCCGACGACUGCGGCUGGGACGGGCUAGCCUCGAUCGAACAGCGUGCGGACCAAUCCCCCGACGCCCGCUUCGUAGAGGACCUCUUCCCAAAGCCCAUUCUGCUCCGCACGAGACGCUCCAAGCGUUGCAAAUCCUGCAAGCACAUCCUCGUCAAACCCGAAAGCAAGCCAGCUUCAACCCGCUUCCGUAUCCGUUUGAUCGCUCUCAGCUACAUCCCGCUGCCGACAAUGCGCCCGCUCAUCCUGCCUCCUUCCUCCUCCUCCUCCUCCUCCUCCUCAGCACCCUCAUCUCUCCUAUCAACUUCCCCUUCCAACUCCCCCGCGCCGAACCUAGACGCUCUCCCCCCACUGAAACCCAUCCAGCUCCUCCUCACGCUGAAAAACCACAUGUUCGACGCCGUCCGCGUCACUCUCGCCACACCGUCCGUCACCCCCGGCCGCGUUGCCUCCAAGGUCACCAUCCUCUGUCCGCAAUUCGAUAUCGGCGCGAACAGUGACGUCUGGGACGAGGCGCUCCAAGCGGCCGCUGCUGCCCCGGAUCAGCGCUCCUCGCGCGGUGCUCCCUACGAAAAAGUCGCAGAGGCAGGUAAAGUUUGGGAAAAGGGACGCAAUUGGACUACUGUUGUGCUUGAAGUUGUUCCGGGAACGUUACCGGGGCGUCGAUUACCCAAAGGCACGGGAACCACAGCCGAGGAAUCUAGCGAAAUUUUUAACAAGACCACUAAAAACGACGACGACGACGACGACGAGGAGGGUGAUAAGAACAGCAACGAUGAUGACGACGACGACGAUGACGAUGACGACGAUGACGACAGCGAGAGCAAGAACGAUAACGCCGCCACGCUAGACUGGAGCGGCCAGGCCAAAGACCCCAGUCUGCAGCUCCAGCCGGACGAGGAUAUCCUGGAGAUUCCGGUCUUUGUGCGAAUGGAAUGGGACUCGGAUAACCAGAUCGAGCACGACCAGGCUGUUCCUGCUGCUGUUGCCGGACGCGGGUCGAAUGCAGAUACAGUCAAGAGGGAGUUGGCAUACUGGAUGGUGUUGGGGGUGGGAAGAAUUCAAUCCUAACUUCGGGGUAUUUUCCUUGCGUAUUUAGUUCUAGUUUAUACCCUUACUUGCACUUAUAUACAAUAUAUAGUUAGCUAAUACAUACAUAUCUACC
Messenger RNA from Aspergillus ochraceoroseus IBT 24754, 2209 nucleotides. Its product is annotated as putative dynactin Arp1 p62 subunit RO2. The record is from RefSeq and is a predicted model, not a curated record. Gene Ontology annotation, cellular component: dynactin complex. Bases 49 to 2115 code for a protein of 688 amino acids. Lineage: Eukaryota; Fungi; Ascomycota; Eurotiomycetes; Eurotiales; Aspergillaceae. The transcript has 3 exons.